Arachis duranensis is the source of this 2110-nucleotide messenger RNA. RefSeq lists its product as hypothetical. The transcript has 2 exons. Lineage: Eukaryota; Viridiplantae; Streptophyta; Magnoliopsida; Fabales; Fabaceae. The record is from RefSeq and is a predicted model, not a curated record. The coding region runs from base 215 to 1942 and encodes 575 amino acids.
GGGAGCAUGAAGUUGCUGUAGACUAGUGUCGUGUCUUCCUUCUCCUGGGUGAUGUGGUCAACGUGGUGAACCACAUCACUGAACACUGAUUACUCCAUUUCUGCACUUUACUUUGUUACAUCAAUACACCGUAAACCAUCUUCGUUUCAGCUCUCACAUGCUCAAGAACCAGCAUCACUCUCAACAUUAACUCUUUGUGGUGUCAUAGAGAGAGAUGUUUGGGUGUGAAUGCUUUUGGUGGAAUAAUAAUAACAUUAAUAAUACCGAACCUUCUCAACUCUACUCUUCAUUUUCUGAACCUCAACCAUUCUCUCUGCCUGCACCUCUUCCCGAUUGGCCACAAGGUGGUGCUUUUUCCAGUGGAAGAAUAAGCCUUGGACAAUUAGAAGUUGUAAAAAUAACCAAUUUUGAGAGAGUUUGGUGCUGCACACAGGGUUUCACAUUCUACAGACCUUUGGAGAUUCCUGAUGGUUUUCACUGCCUUGGACACUACUGCCAAUCCAAUGUGCAGCCAUUGCGAGGAUAUGUUCUUGUGGCUGGUGAAACUGCUUUGGAACCUGAACCUGAAGCUAAUCAUUAUUCUUCAAAUAGCCCUGUGUCAGAAUCUCCGGCUCUAAGAAAGCCAAUUAACUACUCUUUAAUAUGGAGUGCUGAGUCACCGGAUGGUGGAUGUGGUUAUUUCUGGUUGCCAAAUCCUCCGGCGGGUUAUAAAGCAAUGGGCAUAGUAGUUACUAGCAUACCGGAUGAACCUGACGUUGAAGAAGUUAGAUGCGUGCGAAAGGAUUUGACAGAAGUUUGUGAGACUUGUGAUCUGUUAAUAACAAUGGACUCAAAAUUUUCAAAAAACUCAUUUCAUGUUUGGAACACACAACCUUAUAGAAGAGGUAUGUUAGGUAGAGGUGUAGCUGUUGGGACAUUCUUCUGCAGCACCUAUGCUGAUUCUGGCAUAGUGUUUGAUAUUGCUUGCCUGAGGAGUCUUGAUUCCACCUUACACGCCAUGCCGAAUCUAAGCCAAAUUCAUGCACUUAUUAAGCAUUAUGGUCCGACCAUGUACUUCCAUCCUGAUGAGGUAUACUUGCCAUCAUCUGUGCAAUGGUUUUUCAAGGACGGAGCGCUUCUGUAUUCACAAGGUAGUGAGAAGGGUAAGAAUAUUGAGUAUGAUGGUUCGAACUUACCAAGUGGAGGAACAAACGACGGCUUAUUUUGGAUAGAUUUGCCUACAGAUGAUGAUGCCAGAGAUAAUCUCAAGAAGGGAAACAUAGAGAGUGCAAAACUGUAUGUUCAUGUGAAACCAGCAUUGGGAGGAACAUUUACUGAUAUUGCAAUGUGGGUGUUCUGUCCUUUCAAUGGACCUGCAACCCUUAAGGUGGGUUUGUUGAACAUUGAGAUGAGUAAGAUAGGAGAACAUGUAGGUGACUGGGAGCACUUUACCCUCCGUGUAAGUAACUUCACCGGAGAGCUAUGGUCAAUGUUCUUCUCUCAGCAUAGUGGCGGCGAAUGGGUGGAUGCAUUCGACUUGGAGUUCAUUGAAGGGACUAACAAACCAAUUGUUUAUUCAUCAAAGCAUGGGCAUGCUAGCUACCCUCAUGAAGGUACUUACCUUCAGGGGAUAUCUAUAUCCAGACUUGGAAUCGGAGCUCGGAAUGAUGCUGCAAAAAGUGAUAUUGUUGUGGAUUCAAGCACAAAGUAUGAGAUUGUUGCGGCGGAGUAUCUUGGAGCCGUAGAGGAACCAUGUUGGUUGCAGUAUAUGAGAGAGUGGGGUCCUAGCAUUGUGUAUGACUCACGUUCUGAGAUAGACAAGCUGAUAGAUAUGCUGCCUGUGUUUGUUAGAUUUUCUGUGGAGAAUUUAUUUGAAUUGUUUCCAACAGAGCUUUAUGGUGAGGAGGGACCAAUUGGUCCAAAGGGGAAAGCCAAUUGGUUAGGAGAUGAAAUAUGCAGCUAGUCCUCCUAUCCCAGAAGGAAAAGAAUCUCAAGUGAUCACUGCCAAUUUAUGUGUUGUAUUGUUAGUCUUGAAAAUGGCCAUGUCAUAUUAAUAGGACAAACCAAACAUUCUAUACUUGUGUAGUUGUGUUUAUAUCCCUCUUAAUAUGAUACAUUUUCAUCUUCAAAA